This is a messenger RNA of Spodoptera litura, 3645 nucleotides long. Its product is annotated as ras-related protein Rac1. Gene Ontology annotation, biological process: small GTPase-mediated signal transduction. The record is from RefSeq and is a predicted model, not a curated record. Gene Ontology annotation, molecular function: GTPase activity; GTP binding. NCBI's taxonomy places the organism in Eukaryota, Metazoa, Arthropoda, Insecta, Lepidoptera, Noctuidae.
UUAUAUUUAAUGCCGAACGUACGUAAUCGGCGAGCGAAACGUCUGAGUGUAAAGUGAACGAAACGGAGGUUUCGGGAACAAAUUACUCUUAUCGCUAACGAAGAGAUAUGAAAUUUAUAUUUUUAUCGAAAAACUGUGCAGUUCACUUGUACAAGUGUUGAUUGUGAUGCGGAUGUGUAUUGAUUGAAACUAGACGUGGAACCAAGUGCAGUUUUACCAAGUCAGAGAUAUCUGAAGCCACCCUUGAUAAUUUGUGCUUUAUUAGUGACAACGGUCGAGUAGAACGCAGAAAUGCAGGCGAUUAAAUGUGUAGUGGUCGGUGACGGAGCCGUCGGUAAAACAUGUCUACUAAUCAGUUACACCACAAAUGCCUUCCCAGGAGAGUACAUACCUACAGUAUUCGACAACUAUUCAGCGAAUGUGAUGGUGGACGGCAAACCCAUCAACCUGGGACUAUGGGAUACGGCGGGACAGGAAGACUACGACAGACUGCGACCUCUCUCCUACCCACAGACAGACGUCUUCCUUAUAUGCUUCUCGCUUGUUAACCCAGCAUCAUUCGAAAACGUGCGAGCUAAGUGGUUCCCCGAAGUCCGGCAUCACUGCCCGUCGACGCCCAUCAUCCUGGUCGGCACCAAGCUGGAUCUUCGCGAAGACAAGGACACCAUUGAGAAGCUGAAGGACAAGAAACUCGCUCCCAUCACCUACACACAGGGUCUGGGCAUGUCUAAAGAGAUCAGCGCAGUGAAGUACCUGGAAUGCUCGGCGCUGACACAGAAGGGGCUGAAGACGGUGUUCGACGAGGCCAUCCGCGCCGUGCUCUGUCCCGUGCAGCCCAUCAAGCCGAGGCGGAAGUGUAGACUGCUCUAAGGAUCGUCUUUCACUCGCAGAUAAGAUAGCGUAGUACAGACGUGGAUGCCAGUGUUUACAGCAUAGCUUACAAUAGAGCACCAACAUCAGAAUCAAUGUGCUAAACACGAGCGCUGUAAUCAAAUGGACUGCAAUAAAUGCAUACAUAGAUGUUAAUUUCUACUGUUAAAGUACGCAUUAUUAUAAUUAUGUAACGUGGGUUGGUGUGAGUGAGCUCCGUACUAUGUAUAACGCUUUUUAUAUCGACCGGAUAUCCCCGUCACUGGCAGUUUUAGGCUGUACAAAGUGUGUCCUUUGCCUACUCGUUCGCAGUUGUCUAUGGAUUCUUUUUUUAAAUUUUUGUAUCGGUAAUACUGUCGUGAAUUUCUACCUCUAGCCACUGUUCGCCAUUGGGUACUUUUAUUGUAUAUUGUUUCACAAAGUAAUCAUACCACCGUCUGUCAGUGGCUGUAAGGUCCUAUCCGAGUAUAACUCAUGUCUGGGUGCUUUAUCAUAAACCUGACCGUUGCUGUAACGAAAAUGUUAUUACAUUCCUACAUCUAUGAUAUUCGGGUACAAAAAUACUUUGCCGCUUCUAUACGGUUGUUUAAAAAAUGGAAUUGUUGAAAUUUGUGUUUGCCAGAGAUUAUAUUUUUCGAUUUAUUAUUGCUUUUUAUUUGUUUCCACAUUGUUGUAUCAAUGUUUUGCGGUCGAAGCAAACUCGUAUACAUUUUCGUCCUUAUUUCCUGCUGUUAAGGUUCAAUUUGUGUACGAGUUAUCGGCUAAAACUAGUGGCGUAAUAAGUACAGCAUUCGUUCGUAAGAAAAUGUUUAAUCAUUAAAGUUUCGUAUCAUUGUAUAUUUAAUUAAUUAAAACGUUAUAUGUACCUUUGUAUGAUGUAAACUGUAUUUCGUUAAUAUAUUACGCAGUUUCCGGUAUAAAUUGACUUCGAUGUGAUUCGUAGGUUAUAAUGUCUUAAAUAAGGGAACCCACUGUACUGUACAAAACGUAUACCCGAGCACACAAUCCUGCAUUUACUAAUUCAAUAGUAACAUUUAAUAAUAUUCAAUUAACUACUGAAGUCUGCUUUCAUUGGAGUCAACUAGGAAAUAUUCGACCAAUACGCCAUCUAGCAAAUAAUAAAUAGCUGUUACAUUUUAUCUAAACAUCAAUAUUCAAAUUUGAUCCUAACGUGGACGUUUGAAGCCGUAUAUUGCAAUGUUGCGAUUUCUUUCUCUAAAUUGGCUAAAAGCUUGAGAGUAAAAGCGCCGCGUGAAUGGUCAAUACUUAGAUACAUAUCGUUGGUAAAGUGUAGCUAUGCUAUUGUGACGUCAUUGUGACGCUAGUGGCCAUAGAUUUGCGAUUUUAGACCUUAUCUGAUAGAACAUAAUGUGGACUAUUCUUUCAAAUGUAAAUCGUAGAACUAUGGUCCUUAGCGCAGUUCUCAGUAAGCAACAAGAUUGUAUCGCAAACGUUUAGUCUUCUACGGCUAAUGAAACCGCACAACUACUUUUAGCAUUACCCGACCGGGUCGCGAUGGUCAGUCUACCGUAGUACGAACGUCUCGCUCGCCGACCUCCCCGACUCGGUCGCGUUACUGUCACGGGAGGCAUUUUUCGCUGAAAAUGUGAUAAACGGGUUUAGGCUCUAAUUGACUGUCUAGACAUUUUACUCGGCCUCUAGUUGAGAUGCUUUUUUUACCUUAUACGCCUAACUUCACUAUCGUAGAGUCUACAGAUCGUUUUUUUUUUUAGUAAAUAAAAUGGCACUAAGUUAAUUACUGUCUAAAUCCACUCCUAAAAUAUAAAUGUUUAUAGUAAGUGAAACAGUACACGUAAGUUUGUGUUUAAGUGUGCAAUUGUUGUUGCUUGACACCGACGCGGCACGCCGUAUGUCUCGAUGCCAUACAGAUUCUUUUAAAACUUCAAAUAACUAUUGUUUCGUUCUUUUCCAAAUUUAAAAAGCUCGAACAAUUGCACAGAACAUCCCUAGCCGUAAGAUUUUAAUGUAUGUAUUGUUCAGAUGCAAAUAUUUAGAAGAAUCAGCAUGUAAAUAACGGUAAUUUAGUAUUAAAUACAAAAAUAAAAACACGCCAUUUAAUUUGGUGUGACAUUUUUAUACUAGAUCCAUUUUUUUUUCAUAAUGUACCUAUGAACAUUUUAACGCUAAUUCAAAAUUAAUUUUACUAAGUAGGUUUUAUGUAUUCUCGUAUCGUAAUACGUUUAUGGUUGAAUGGACUAACUAUAUUAUGUCUAGGUAUAAAGUAUAUAAUUUUAAUAAUAGGCCAACAUUAUAAGAGAUGUGUCGAGGCAGCGACGGAACGAGAUAAACAAACAAAUAUUUUUAAACUGAAACAAAUACGAUAAUAACAUUAUUUUGUGAAGAAAACAAAGUAUUUAGCAAUAUUUUUUCAACGGGUAAAGAGUGGAGGCGUUAUAUAGCCGAUAUAUACGUGUAAUCUAAAAUAUACCUUGAGACGACUAUAUUAAAGUAUUGUUUAGUAUGUCUGUUAGUCCAAAUUUUUCUUAUGUAUGUUAGACGCGUUUAUUUGUAUCGAUGUUGAGUUGUCACCUUGUUAGAAAUAUUUGUUGGUAUGUAGUCACUUUGCCAUGUACUGCAUUAGCUUUUCAUACUACCAGCUUGUAUAAUAUUAUUUUUAUACAAAUUUGUAUAUGUAUAGAUAUGCGCUGUGUCUAUAAUUCGAUUGUAUUGAUAGUUAGAUAACGCUGUCGAGUAAUUCUUCCAAAUAUUGUAAAGCCUCUGAAUAAUUCAAAAUAUAUUUAUAUUAACUGUUCA